Molecule: messenger RNA, 5113 nt
Organism: Macaca mulatta (Rhesus monkey)
Lineage: Eukaryota; Metazoa; Chordata; Mammalia; Primates; Cercopithecidae
Gene: ADAMTS4
Product: ADAM metallopeptidase with thrombospondin type 1 motif 4
Biological process (GO): proteolysis; extracellular matrix organization
Cellular component (GO): extracellular matrix
Molecular function (GO): metalloendopeptidase activity
Source: RefSeq, a predicted model, not a curated record
GGAAGGGGGAUCCUGAGGGAGAGAAGGGACGUUAGAAAAGAGGAGGUGCCACCCUAGAUCAGCGUAUAAAAGGAAAAGUCGUUAACCCCUCCUGCCUUGUCAUCUGCCGCCUCCAGUACGUUCAUUCCAAGCAGGAUCAUCCUACCUUUGGGCAGUCAACUCCCUGAUCACUUGUCUCCUUGCCUCCCCCAUUGCUCUGCCUCUUUUACUCUUCCCAGUUGCUCAGUUCUAUCCUGAGCCAUGUCAAGUUACCUCCUUUCUUUGUUCUUCCCUCUUGAUGUCUCCUUACCUGUUCCCUACCCUCUUUUCUCAGGCAGUUCACUCAGUCCCCGCAGCCCUGGAAACCAGCCACUAGGGCCAAAGGGCAGCAUGAGGGAGCCUUGAGAAAAGAGAGGCCAUGCUAGGUUAGACUAUAAGAGCAGAAAUUCUCCCAGGACCGUGAUCCUAUCUGUGCAUGCUGGCCAGGCCCUUUCCCUCACUCUCUGCGUCUCCUGGGGCUCUGUCCCACCAAAAAGGGAAAGAGACAGCUGAGGGCUGAUUGUGGAGUUUGGGAAAAGGCUAUGUCAUCAGCUGGCCCAGUGCCUAUUAUCCAUUCGACUGCUAGAGAUUCCCCUCCCCUGGGCAAGUCCCAUUUUUUUGGGAAGCGAUGAUACACCCAUCUGAGUCCCACCGACAGAGCUCAGCUGAGUGGCUUAGAGAUCAGCCAAUCAAUCGCAGAGGCUCACCAUGCUUAAAAGAGCUGGCGCGGAGAGAGGCUGGGGAGAACCCACAGGGAGACCCACAGACACAUAGGCACGAGAGAGACAGAGGAGGAAAGAGAGACAAAGGCACAGCGGAAGAAGGCAGAGACAGGGCAGGCACAGAGCGGCCCAGACAGAGUCCUCCUACAGAGGGAGAGGCCAGAGAAGCUGCAGAAGACACAGGCAGGGAAAGACAAAGAUUCAGGAAAGGAGGGCUCAGGAGGAGAGUUUGGAGAAGCCAGACCCCUGGGCGCCUCUCCCAAGCCCAAGGACUAAGUUUUCUCCAUUUCCUUUAAAGGUCCCCAGCCCUUCUGAAAACUGCCUCUGACCUUGGCAGGAGUCCAAGCCCCCAGGCUAACAGAGAGGAGCUUUCCAAAGCUAGGGUGUGGAGGACUUGGUGCCCCAGACGGCCUCAGUCCUUCCCAGCUCCAGUACCAGUGCCAUGUCCCAGACAGGCGCGCAUCCCGGGAGGGGCUUGGCGGGGCGCUGGCUGUGGGGAGCCCAACCCUGCCUCCUGCUCCCCAUUGUGCCGCUCUCCUGGCUGGUGUGGCUGCUUCUGCUACUGCUGGCCUCUCUCCUGCCCUCGGCCUGGCUGGCCAGCCCCCUCCCCCGGGAGGAGGAGAUCGUGUUUCCAGAGAAGCUCAACGGCAGCGUCCUGCCUGGCUCCGGCGCCCCUGCCAGGCUGUUGUGCCGCUUGCAGGCCUUUGGGGAGACGCUGCUACUAGAGCUGGAGCAGGACUCCGGCGUGCAGGUCGAGGGGCUGACAGUGCAGUACCUGGGCCAGGCGCCUGAGCUGCUGGGUGGAGCAGAGCCUGGCACCUACCUGACUGGCACCAUCAAUGGAGAUCCGGAGUCGGUGGCAUCUCUGCACUGGGAUGGGGGAGCCCUGUUAGGGGUGUUACAGUAUCGGGGGGCUGAACUCCACCUCCAGCCCCUGGAGGGAGGCACCCCUAACUCCGCUGGGGGACCUGGGGCUCACAUCCUACGCCGGAAGAGUCCUGCCAGCGGCCAAGGUCCCAUGUGCAACGUCAAGGCUCCUCCUGGAAGCCCCAGCCCCAGACCCCGAAGAGCCAAGCGCUUUGCUUCACUGAGUAGAUUCGUGGAGACGCUGGUGGUAGCAGAUGACAAGAUGGCCGCAUUCCACGGUGCGGGGCUAAAGCGCUACCUGCUAACAGUGAUGGCAGCAGCGGCCAAGGCCUUCAAGCACCCAAGCAUCCGCAAUCCUGUCAGCUUGGUGGUGACUCGGCUAGUGAUCCUGGGGUCAGGCGAGGAGGGGCCCCAAGUGGGGCCCAGUGCUGCCCAGACCCUGCGCAGCUUCUGUGCCUGGCAGCGGGGCCUCAACACCCCUGAGGACUCGGACCCUGACCACUUUGACACAGCCAUUCUGUUUACCCGUCAGGACCUGUGUGGAGUCUCCACUUGCGACACACUGGGUAUGGCUGAUGUGGGCACCGUGUGUGACCCGGCUCGGAGCUGUGCUAUCGUGGAGGAUGAUGGGCUCCAGUCGGCCUUCACUGCAGCUCAUGAACUGGGUCAUGUCUUCAACAUGCUCCAUGACAAUUCCAAGCCAUGCAUCAGUUUGAAUGGGCCUUUGAGCACCUCUCGCCAUGUCAUGGCCCCUGUGAUGGCUCAUGUGGAUCCUGAGGAGCCCUGGUCCCCCUGCAGUGCCCGCUUCAUCACUGACUUCCUGGACAAUGGCUAUGGGCACUGUCUCUUAGAUAAACCAGAGGCUCCAUUGCAUCUGCCCGUGACUUUCCCUGGCAAGGACUAUGAUGCUGACCGCCAGUGCCAGCUGACCUUCGGGCCCGACUCACGCCAUUGUCCACAGCUGCCACCGCCCUGUGCUGCCCUCUGGUGCUCUGGCCACCUCAAUGGCCAUGCCAUGUGCCAGACCAAACACUCGCCCUGGGCCGAUGGCACACCCUGCGGGCCCGCACAAGCCUGCAUGGGUGGUCGCUGCCUCCACAUGGACCAGCUCCAGGACUUCAAUACUCCACAGGCUGGUGGCUGGGGUCCCUGGGGACCAUGGGGUGACUGCUCUCGGACCUGUGGGGGUGGUGUCCAGUUCUCCUCCCGAGACUGCACUAGGCCUGUCCCCCGGAAUGGUGGCAAGUACUGUGAGGGCCGCCGCACCCGCUUCCGCUCCUGCAACACUGAGGACUGCCCAACUGGCUCAGCCCUGACCUUCCGCGAAGAACAGUGUGCUGCCUACAACCACCGCACCGACCUCUUCAAGAGCUUCCCAGGGCCCAUGGACUGGGUUCCUCGCUACACAGGCGUGGCCCCCCAAGACCAGUGCAAACUCACCUGCCAGGCCCGGGCACUGGGCUACUACUACGUGCUGGAGCCACGGGUGGUAGAUGGGACCCCCUGUUCCCCGGACAGCUCCUCGGUCUGUGUCCAGGGCCGCUGCAUCCAUGCUGGCUGUGACCGCAUCAUUGGCUCCAAGAAGAAGUUUGACAAGUGCAUGGUGUGCGGAGGGGACGGUUCUGGCUGCAGCAAGCAGUCAGGCUCUUUCAAAAAAUUCAGGUACGGAUACAACAGUGUGGUCACUAUCCCCGCAGGGGCCACCCACAUUCUUGUCCGGCAGCAGGGAAACCCUGGCCACCGGAGCAUCUACUUGGCCCUGAAGCUGCCAGAUGGCUCCUAUGCCCUCAAUGGUGAAUACACACUGAUGCCCUCCCCCACAGAUGUGGUACUACCUGGGGCAGUCAGCUUGCGCUACAGCGGAGCCACUGCAGCCUCAGAGACACUGUCAGGCCAUGGGCCACUGGCCCAGCCUUUGACACUGCAAGUCCUAGUGGCUGGCAACCCCCAGGAUGCACGCCUCCGAUACAGCUUCUUUGUGCCACGGCCAACCCCUUCAACACCACGCCCCACUCCCCAGGACUGGCUGCACCGAAGAGCACAGAUUCUGGAGAUCCUUCGGCGGCGCCCCUGGGCGGGCAGGAAAUAACCUCACUAUCCCGGCUGCCCUUUCUGGGCACCGGGGCCUCGGACUUAGCUGGGAGAAAGAGAGAGCUUCUGUUGCUGCCUCAUGCUAAGACUCAGUGGGGAGGGGCUGCGGGCGUGAGACCUGCCCCUCCUCUCACCCUAAUGUGCAGGCUGGCCCUGCCCUGGUUUCCUGCCCUGGGAGGCAGUGACGGGUUAGUGGAUGGAAGGGGCUGACAGACAGCCCUCCAUCUAAACUGCCCCCCCUGCCCUGCGGGUCACAGGAGGGAGGGGGAAGGCAGGGUGGGCCUGGGCCCCAGUUGUAUUUAUUUAGUAUUUAUUCACUUUUAUUUAGCACCAGGGAAGGGAACAAGGACUAGGGUCCAGGGGAACCUGACCCCUGACCCCUCAUAGCCCUCACCCUGGGGCUAGGAAAUCCAGGGUGGUGAUGAUAGGUAUAAGUGGCGCGCGCGCGUGUGUGUGUGUGUGUGUGAAAAUGUGUGUGUGCUUAUGUAUGAGGUACAACCUGUUCUGCUUUCCUCUUCCUGAAUUUUAUUUUUUGGGAAAAGAAAAGGGUAGUAGGGUGGGCCUUCAGGGAGUGAGGGAUUAUCUUUUUUUUUUCUUUCUUUCUUUUUUUUUUUUUUGAGACAGAAUCUCCCUCUGUCGCCCAGGCUGGAGUGCAAUGGCACAGUCUCAGCUCACUGCAUCCUCCGCCUCCCAGGUUCAAGUGAUUCUCAUGCCUCAGCCUCCUGAGUAGCUGGGAUUACAGGCUUCCGCCACUACGCCCUGGCUACUUUUUUUUUUUUUUAAGACAGAGUCUCGCUGUUGUCACCAGGGCUGGAGUGCAAUGGCGUGAUUUCAGCCCACUGCAACCUCCGCCACCCAGGUUCCAGCAAUUCUCCUGCCUCAGCCUCCCAAGUAGCUGAGAUUACAGUCACCCACCACCAUGCUCGGCUAAUUUUUGUAUUUUUAGUAGAGACGGGGUUUCACCAUGUUGGCCAGCCUGGUCUCGAACUCCUGACCUCAGUUGAUCCACCUGCCUUCGUCUCCCAAAGUGCUGGGAUUACAGGUGUGAGCCACUGCGCCCGGCCAUGCCCAGCUAAUUUUUGUAUUUUUAGUAGAGACAGGGUUUCGCCAUGUGGCCAGGCUGCUCUUGAACUCCUGACCUCAGCUAAUCCACCUGCCUCGGCCUCCCAAAGUGCUGGGAUUACAGGUGUGAGUCACCACGCCCGGUACAUAUUUUUAAAAUCUAAAUUGAAUUCUGCUAUUUAUAUGAUCCUUUUGGAGUCAGACAGAUGUGGUUGCAUCCUAACUCCAUGUCUCUGAGCAUUAGAUUUCUCAUUUGCCAAUAAUAAGACCUCCCUUAGAAGUUUGUUGUGAGGAUUAAAUAAUGUAAAUAAAGAACUAGCAUAAUGCUCAGCAUCUAGUAAGUGCUUAACAAA